Angiostrongylus costaricensis is the source of this 984-nucleotide messenger RNA. NCBI's taxonomy places the organism in Eukaryota, Metazoa, Nematoda, Chromadorea, Rhabditida, Metastrongylidae. The record is from the annotation of a GenBank genome assembly.
AUGCAUAGUAAACGGAGGAAAUCUAGUGUAAUUUCAGAAACUGUUGCUUCCAUCAAUUUUAGAUAUUUGCCCAACGGUCACCAGUACAUAUUUGAACUAGAGCAUCUCGACUAUACGCUUGAAUGGCUACGUGAUGAAGCACUGAAGAAAAGAGAAAUGGAGUUGGUUAACAGGCCGCCUGGUUUAAUAACAGAUGCUCACUAUUAUUAUUUGCUGAAAAUCGAUUCAUAUACUUACUUUGUGGUAGAUAUGGAAUACGACUUGGAGGAUGUCAACGUAUUCAACAAACCAUUGAACUUGUUCCAGUCAAUUGCAAAUAGCGGUUGUUCUGAGUUUGUUCUUGUAAGGAAAUUCAAAGGUCUUGUAAUGAGUCUCUGCUGGUUAGGUUCUCGUGGUGAGUUCCAUCCUCGAGGGACGAUGUUUCGGCAGAAAAGCACUGCUUUGUUAACUCCUAUCUCUCGCACGUCUAAUAAUCUGUCAUUAUUUGAUUUGAGCAAUGGUCAGGUGACUUCUAGUGAAGCGACUUGUAUGUCAUUUGACAAGCCUUCACAACUGUUGCUUAGCGAAGAAGACGAGGCUCUUGUCUCUUUUCAGCAAUCAUCGGUGUUAGCUCUCACUUGGUUGCCAGUGCUUGGAAAAAAAACCGAUCCGUUGGUCAAUGAAAUCAGUUUGCGCCUCAUAGCUCAGGCGUACGAAAACCGAACAUGGAAAGUUGUACUGGUGGAGUUCGAAACCACCGAGAAGGCAUUACAGGCUAAGGAACAUAUGGUCGACAUAAUACAUGUUCUCAACUCUCCUGCUUAUCAAGCCUAUCAACACUCGAAUGAUGGCUCCAGAAGCCCAUCAGAAGCUGCAGAAGCCGUCAUGAUGGAAAUGGCCGACGGACUUCUUCCUUUUUCUUCUCGUCAUCUUCAUAAAGGGUCGGCAAUAAAGAGACUUACUAGGAUUAGACGAGCGUUGACGACUAGAAAAUUGACGUUAUGA